CUGUUCGCGAGGUGAGUCACGAUUUUAUUCUCUUUGCCGCCGUCGUUUAACGGCAAGAAGUGCGCGCGCACACUCUCAUGGUUUUUCUAUCAUUAAACAUUGAGGAAGAUUGUGUUUUGCACGUUCAUUUUUAGUCCAGCUUCUCGAAUGAACGCAAAUCGGCGAUACUGCGAACCGGUUCGUACGUUCGCGUAAAGCGGUCGUGCGGUCCGGUGCGGGAGAGGGAGUCGCGAGGGCGACGAGGACGAUCGGUUAGCGCAAAGAAGGGCGUUACCUUUUUCGGAGAUACGAGUAAGUAGUGGAGUCAAGAAGUACAAGAAGAAAAGAAAAGAGGAAGGAAGAAAGGUUGGAAGGAAGGAAGGAAAGAAGGAAGGAAGGAAAGAAGGAAGGAAGGAAGGAAGAAGGUAAGAAGAAAAGAGACAGAUAGGAGGAUGUCUCUGACGUGUCGAGUACAGUACUUGAACGACGUCGAUCCGUUCGCUUACGCGAGCUCCUAUCCGGAGCCACCGAGACCUCCCGUGCACACCUUCAGCGUGACCUUGCCGUUGAUCAACCAGCUUGCCGCCGUUCAUCGACUUCUUCGAGCACCUCACAGGCUCGAUGAUACGGCUCUUCAACUCUACAAAGAUGGCGAUUAUGGAGCUUAUUUGGAUCUCGAGGCUUCGAUCAGCGAACAACAAGAAGAAUUUGAAGGCUUUCAAACAAACCGGAAGAACUCAAUCGUUCUCAGGACUCAGCUUUCUGUGAGGGUUCACACCAUCAUAGAAAAAUUGCUGAACAGCGAGGGUCGCGAACUACGAAGAGCUCUCUUUUCUCUCAAGCAGAUCUUUCAGGAGGACAAAGACCUGGUGCACGAGUUCGUGCAAAACGAUGGAUUGGCUUGCCUCAUCAAGGUCGGCAGCGAGGCCGAUCAGAAUUAUCAAAAUUAUAUACUACGAGCCCUCGGUCAGGUGAUGCUCUACGUGGAUGGCAUGAAUGGCGUGAUAGAACACGGUCAGACGGUACAAUGGUUAUACACCCUUAUAGCAAGUCGUUUUCGGUUGGUUGUAAAGACGGCCCUGAAAUUAUUACUGGUCUUCGUCGAGUACGUGGAAACCAACAGUUUGUUGCUCGUUCGGGCUGUACGUUCGGUAGACACAUCAAGAGGUAUGAUACCGUGGACGAACGUAAUGAAGCUUUUGAAGGAUUACGAUGCCGCUGACACGGAACUUCUAAUAUACGCAACGACUUUAGUUAAUAAAUGUUUGAACGGUAUUCCGGAUCAAGACACUUACUAUGAUCAAGUGGAUUGUCUCGAGGAGCAAGGAAUCGAGGGUAUUAUUCAAAGAUAUAUGUCCAAACAAGGAACAGAUCUCGAUCUUCUUAGACAGUUUCAAAUUUACGAAGCUGUACUCCAUCACGAGGAUGGCAACGACCGGGGAUCGCCAAUUCGACAGCUCGACGACAAUAUCAGGAAAACCCUACGCAACCGGAAGUCUCUCGUGGAUUCUCACGAGCGUCGAAAGUCCCGCAGGCACUCGACUGGCACGUCGCCGCUUUCGAUGUCCUUGAACGCUCGUUUAAGUCCACGCUCGAACCAUUCUUUGGGACUUAGCUCCCUGAACAACACUUUGAAUUCGAGUCUGCCCGAUGACGAUGACGAGUCGAGUAGCUCUCAAAGUUCUCAAGGACAUCUCGGGGAAGUUCAACUCAAUGGCAGUUAUAAGGAGAACAAAGUCGACGUUGGCGUAACACCAGCUUUGAGACGUAGAAGAGAACGAGCGGAGAGGCAAAGGAGUUUUAUCAGGGAGCAACAAGAGGCUACCGCGAAUAUGAGAGCUUCCGUUGACCAUUCGGACGACCAGGAGAGUUCCUUCUCGUCUAAUGGUUUGCGAUAUCACCCGAAUGGCACGUCGUACGAAAGGAAAACCGAUUCCCCGUCUAACAAACUCUCCCGAACGAACAGCAGGAAGGAUUUAACACCGCUAAUGAACGCCGCGAACAAGCUCGACUCGGAGGAGAAAAAGCCUUGGUACGGUAAGAGUCCCGAUGAGGGUGUCGAGUGCGAUGAGGGUAAUAACACCGAUGACGACGAGAAUCGUCGAGUGGUUUUACAAUUGAAACGAGAAGGUACCGUCAAAGAUCUUACGCAGAAAUUAACGGCACAGAAUCUCAUACCGACGAGCAGUCCCGUCGAUGAAAAGGUUUCGAGGAUAGGAGAUAUGAGCGGCUUGAUCUCGAAAGCUAAAGAGGGAUUGGCCAAAUCAAAGUCCAAGGCCGACGUAUUGAAAUCGCCGACAGGCGAGAAUUUGCUCAAGGUACAGGAAGUUAAGAAAUCGGAGAAUGAGUUGCACUGGGAGGAACUCGUGAAAAAGUUGAAAAGACCGUUGGCUCUGUGCGACCUUGACUUUACGGAUCUAAAUUCGGAGGAUGAAAUCGACGUUUUGGGACCGGUAAACGUGACGAACGGCGUUCCUCCGCCUCCACCACCGAUGGUACCAGCUCCACCUCCUUCGAUGUUGCCCCCGAGUUCCAGUGCCAAACCACCACCACCUUUACCUCAUCUUCCACCGCCCCUUUUUUCGCCUCUCAAUCUGAAAUCCACCAUGAGAUCAUCGAUGAACAACGACCCGAGCAAUCCUUUGAGAAGUCCACCUUUAAACUCUCCGGCUUCGACCUUGACCAUAAAAAAGAGCAAAAAGACUGUGAAGCUGUUCUGGAAAGAGGUCAGGGACGAUCCCAUCAUCCUCUCGAGAUUGGACAAGAACAAAAUGAUUUGGGACGAGCUCUCGCCAGUGCCUAUUGAUACGCAGAAACUCGAACACCUCUUCGAGAGCAGAGCCAAGGAUCUUAUCACCAAGAAGCAGCAAGAAAUGAACAAGAACAAAGAAAUCAUCGUACUCGACCACAAAAGAUCAAACGCGAUCAAUAUCGGCAUGACGAAAUUGCCACCACCGAGAUCCAUCAAAACGGCCAUUUUAAAGAUGGAUGCUACUAUUAUGAACAGAGAGGGUAUCGAGAAACUCUUGACGAUGCUACCGACGGAAGAAGAAAGAUCGAGGAUACAAGAGGCACAGGCUGCGAAUCCCGAUCUUCCUUUGGGAUCGGCAGAACAGUUCCUUCUCACUUUGGCAUCGAUAUCAGAAUUGCCAGCGAGAUUGAAGCUUUGGGCGUUUAAGUUGGACUUUGAAAAUUCUGAGAAGGAAAUUGCGGACCCUUUGAUGGAUCUCAAGCAGGGAAUGGAGACGCUGCGAGUGAAUAAAACCUUUCGCGGGAUUCUGAGCACGCUCCUUUCGAUAGGGAUAUUCCUCAACGGAAACGAGGUGAAGGGCUUUCAACUGGAAUACCUUGCCAAAGUACCUGAAGUAAAGGACACUGUUCACAAGCACUCGCUACUUCAUCACCUCUGCUAUAUGGUGAUGGAAAAGUUUCCGGAUUCCACGGACCUCUAUUCCGAGAUCGGUGCAGUGACACGGGCCUCAAAGAUCGACUUCGACGAGUUGGCCUCGAAUAUCGGCAAACUCGAAAACGAGUGCAAGGCGUCGUGGGAUCAUUUGAAAUUAAUCGCCAAACACGAUGGCUCGACAAUGAUGAAAGUCAAGAUGUCCGACUUUUUGGCUGACUGCGCGGAAAGGAUAAUAGUCCUGGGUAUCGUACAUAGGCGUAUCAUAAAUCGAUUUCACAAGUUUAUACUUUGGCUUGGUAUACCGCUCCAUAGAGUACAGGACACCAAACCGAACGAGUUUUGUAGGAUAGUAUCGGAAUUUGCUCUCGAGUAUAGAACGACCCGAGAACGGGUGAUACAACAGCUCGAGAAAAAAGCCAAUCAUCGAGAGAGAAAUAAGACAAGAGGAAAGAUGAUCACCGAGGUUGGUAAGUUUAGGACGAAAGAGGAUCGAGCGGACGCCGAGCUGAGGCAACUCCUCGGAAGUGACAUUUCCGACGUUGAAAGUAUUCAUGGUACGCUACCCUGGCGAAGGCAAAGAAAGGACGGACGAACUACGCUGGGACCUUUGCUAAGAGACGAAGGUACUAACGGUAAUCUCACCGACGGCGAUGACGAGCUUUUAGAAUCCCUCGUAAAGACUGCAACGAAGACGCCAGCUACGAGGACAACACCAAGGGAACGUAAAAGGACGAGACACGCCGAUCGUAAGUCUUUGAAGCGAUCGCGCACACGAGAGAACAACACCACGCCGGAAGGGUAUCAACCCUAAAAGGAAUCACCUUUCGCCGCAUAAAGUGCGUAGAACGUUGAAGAACGGUCUCUCGGAAGAGGAAAAGAAACACAUCGCUGCCUACAUCAAGGGCUAUUGACUGUGAUAUUAUCCACCCUUUUCUCUCCCAGCCAACCCCCAUGGAAAUUUUCUUAUUCGAAGGAAGCAUGCGUGGCGGGAGAGGGGAAGAUCUCUCUGAGCAAACUACUAUGCAAAUCGUGUUUCUCACGAAGAUUCUUGGCGGCUCAAAGCUCGAAAGAAAUGGAAAGGAAAAGAAGAAAAAGAACGACGACAACUGGAUGACAAGAACGAAACCAGCUCUCUCCUUCACGCAGAGCAUAGCUUUCAAUUAACUAUAUCUUUAUGAUGACACACAUACUCUUGCCAAAUCUCUCUAUCAUACCCGUAUAUCAAACGGUCUUUUAAAUCUCUCUCUCUCUAUCUCUUUAUUUUUCGUUUUUUAUAAACUUUUAUUCUUCUUUUUUCUUUUUUUUUUGUCUUUUUUUCCCUAGCUUUUUCUUUUCCAUUCUUUUCUUAUUUUGUGCGGUACGGUUACUUAUUUAACGUCGUCGCGUUAGAUCGAAUCACUUUUUAGGAAAUUAUUUCCAAACGCGUAACCACCGCACGCACGCGAUACAUACUUAUUUUACGUAUGUUGAAUUAUCAAUCUCUGCAGUUUCGAGUGUGAAAUUUUACAAACGAAAAGGUCUUUUUUAAAAUUGUCUUUUACAAUUUAUUCGAAUGACAACAAAAAAAGAAACGAAAAAUGAUGGCUCUUAGAUCAUUUAUAUACAUAUUCCCCCGAAAGUGAUUUGCUUUUGGUAAAAGAAAGAUAGGGUGACGGAUAUAAACGAUAUUAAUUGAUACUUUUACGAAAAAUAUUCUUCGAAUAUAUAUAAUAUCGUAUUUAUAUUCUUCUGCCAUUGGUUAUAGCCGUAACAGGGUAAGUUAUUCGUGCCUGUGCUAGUUCAACGUUUUUCCAAUUUUUUUCUUGUCAGAGCUACGAUGUAAAUCGCUUAUAUGGUCGAUGGAUAAAUUUAACGAUUAAGAAUAAACAAAAAAGCAUAUAAAAAGGUAAAAAAAAUUGAGAGGGGUGAUCUCGUGCCUCGUUGCGUGCCUGGUGGAAAAGUAGGAAGAAAGAACCUCUUUUGAAAUCGAUACGUUUUUUUCGAUACGAAUUUUACAACGAAGAUUUGUAGCGGUGUGAUUUAUCGGGUGAUAGAAAUAAUUUAAUUAAUUUAAUUGUUAAUUACAUUAUCGUGUCUCGUACGUGUAGGUACGCAUUAAUUACUGUAACUCUCAACACGUAAACGAUUCUCUUCAAAUAAAAAGGAAAAAAUAUUGUA
Polistes canadensis is the source of this 5542-nucleotide messenger RNA. It is a transcript of the gene Fhos, whose product is annotated as FH1/FH2 domain-containing protein 3. Gene Ontology annotation, molecular function: actin filament binding. Gene Ontology annotation, cellular component: cytoskeleton; cytoplasm. Bases 432 to 4196 code for a protein of 1254 amino acids. NCBI's taxonomy places the organism in Eukaryota, Metazoa, Arthropoda, Insecta, Hymenoptera, Vespidae. The transcript is spliced from 21 exons. Gene Ontology annotation, biological process: cortical actin cytoskeleton organization; actin filament network formation. The record is from RefSeq and is a predicted model, not a curated record.